Molecule: messenger RNA, 1107 nt
Organism: Dunckerocampus dactyliophorus (ringed pipefish)
Lineage: Eukaryota; Metazoa; Chordata; Actinopteri; Syngnathiformes; Syngnathidae
Product: oxytocin receptor-like
Exons: 2
Coding region: 1-1107 (368 amino acids)
Biological process (GO): regulation of systemic arterial blood pressure by vasopressin; G protein-coupled receptor signaling pathway; positive regulation of vasoconstriction
Cellular component (GO): membrane
Molecular function (GO): peptide binding; vasopressin receptor activity
Source: RefSeq, a predicted model, not a curated record
AUGGCAGACAUCAGCACAAACAUUGACGUGUCCGCGCGCAAAUUCCUCCGCAGUCCACAGGCUCGCAGCAAAGAGAAAAUGCCAGCGAACGGCAGCCAGGCGGCGGAUCCGAGAGACGAGAGUCUGGCCAAAGUGGAGAUCAGCCUCCUGGGCGUCAUCUUCUCCUGCGCCGCCGUCCUCAACGGCGCCCUGAUGCUGCUCCUGUGGCGGCGGCGCAAGCACGUGAGCAGGACGCGCGUCUUCGUCUUCCACCUGUGUCUGGCGGACCUCGUGGUGGCUUUCUUCCAGGUGUGCCCGCAGCUCAUGUGGGACAUCACGGACAGGUUCGUCGGCCCGGACGCGGUGUGCCGCCUGGUAAAGUACCUGCAGGUGGUGGGGAUGUUCUCGUCCACCUACAUGAUCGUGGUGAUGACCGUGGACCGGUACCAGGCCGUGUGCCACCCCAUGGUGAGGUUCACGCGGAGGCACGCGCGCACGAACGUGCCCGUGCGGGCGGCGUGGGGGGCGUCUCUGGCGGGCGGCCUGCCGCAGCUGUUCAUCUUCUCCCGGGCGGAGGUGGCGCCCGGCGUGUUCGACUGCUGGGCGGAGUUCGUCCAGCCGUGGGGGCUGCAGACCUACGUCACGUGGACCACGCUGGUGAUCUUCGUGGUGCCCGUCGUCACGCUCGUCUUCUGCCAGGUGCGCAUCUGCGGAGCCAUCCGGAAGAACCUGCGCCGGAAAGGUGCUGCGGACGCGGACGCGGUGCCCCCCAGAGCCAGCGGGGCGGCCGGCAUGUCCAAAGCCAGGGUGAAGACCCUCAAGAUGACCGUGGUCAUUGUCACGGCCUACAUUGUCUGCUGGUCCCCCUUCUUCACCGUCCAGCUCUGGUCUGCCUGGGACGCCCACGCACCCACAGAAACGGCCACGUUCACCAUCCUGAUGCUGCUGGCCAGCCUCAACAGCUGUGUCAACCCCGUCAUCUACCUCCUCUUCAGCGGUCAGCUUCCUCGCCGGCUGCUCACGCCCGUGUGCCGGCGGCGCUCCGACGCCAAGGACUCCGUGCACGAGGACGCCACGCUGGUCAGCACCUUUUACACCAGUUUUAAAAACCUCUCCGUCUCCAAAUGA